Molecule: messenger RNA, 1170 nt
Organism: Limulus polyphemus (Atlantic horseshoe crab)
Lineage: Eukaryota; Metazoa; Arthropoda; Merostomata; Xiphosura; Limulidae
Product: serine/threonine-protein kinase LMTK1-like
Exons: 7
Coding region: 292-1170 (292 amino acids)
Biological process (GO): protein phosphorylation
Molecular function (GO): ATP binding; protein tyrosine kinase activity
Source: RefSeq, a predicted model, not a curated record
GAUACGUAAUAAGUAUUUUAUUUGGUAACGCUUACUUUUACUUGAGCAGGUAUUUAUAAGUAGAUAUAGUUUUAUUUUAAUAAUUUAACCCCAUUUUAACGCUUAUUGAUGAUCUGGAAAUUUUGUUGUUUCUCAGCUAGCUUUCAGUUUAAAUGACAUUAUCCUCGCAAUCGUAUGGGUGUUGCUUCGAAAAGAGCUUUUUGUUUUGGUGUGAUGAACUCAAUAUCACUGUGAAAGAUUCUUUUUUCUACCUGGUGGUUGACAUUUUGAAAAGAUCAACAGUCCUGGAAGAUGCAUUGUCAGCUGUUUUUUCUUUUAAUUUUUCUUCAGGUUUUGGUAGUUCCUUUAGUAGAUACAGUUCCUUUAAGGAAAGGAUCCCAGGCUCGUUUUGACUCCCUUCAAUCCGAUUUCACGGCACUUCUACCUGGUGUGGUAGCAGGAGCUCUUUUGGUGUGUUUCGUUAUACUUGUAGCUGGUUGUUUGUGCUGUCCCUAUCACAGUUUAAAGAACUUGGGACAGAGCAACGGGAUAGCUUUAUCCCAGAAAACUUACUAUAAUCUUCCAAGAUCAUCAUUUGAAUCAGAUCCGAUCCAUAGUCAACUAAACAGGCAGUUUUAUGAAGCUGAAGUUCAGUUUGAUCGACUACCAGAAAUUCAUUCCAGGAAACAAAGCGAUCUGCCAGUUGACAGAGUACCCCAUCCAGCCUAUUUUGGUCAAGUUCUAUCAAAGCAGUUUGUCCUGCAAGAAUGGCUUGAUAAUAAUUUCAACCGCCACCACAUCCAUUAUUUGAAGGAGAUUGGCAAUGGUUGGUUUGGAAAAGUGGUUGAAGGUGAGGUUCAGCAAAGUGAUGAGGACCAACCUCAAUCUCGGGUAGCCAUUAAAAUACUGCACGAGGAUGCUUCACCCUCACAACAUAAUUAUUUUCUGAAUGAAUUAGAAUUUUUGAGAAAACUUCAUCAUCCUAACAUUUUACGAGUGAUUGGACAGUGCCUUGAAGAAGAUCCUUUCUUGAUUCUUCUGGAAUUAGUUUCGGUGGAUUUGAAGAAAUUCUUGAUCGAUAGUCAAUCGAAGCGUGAGUUUUUAGUGGAAAGUGGAUCGCUUCUUCGUAUGGCUGUUAAUGUGGCUUCUGGAUUAUGGCACAUUCAUGAGCAAGGAUUUAUCCACAUGUAA